AUGCACCAGCCGGCAGGAUCCACGCUGAUGGAGGAAAUCAUUUUCUUACCGCCGGAGCUGGAAAAGACCCAGGUGAAUUUGGAUAGGAGAAAAGCGGCGGGACCGGACGAAAUCCACCCGGCACUGCUUGGGCCUCUAGGGAGUAUCUUGGCUGCCCCGUUAGCUCGCCUCUUUAAUCUGUCCAUCGCGGCAGCCACAUUGCAGCAGGACUGGAAAGUAGCUAAUGUGGCUCUCAUCCACAAAGGAGGCUACAGGGAGCUGGCCACUAAUUAUAGGCCCGUUAGCUUACUCUCCGUGGUCCUAAACGUCAUGGAAAGACUAAUCAGAGAUAAGAUGGCCAAGUACCUCACCGAACGUGGCCUGCUGGCGGAGGCUCAGCACGAGUUUCGUCAAGGCCGUUCGUGCCUCACAAACCUGCUAGCCUUC
Molecule: messenger RNA, 426 nt
Organism: Echinostoma caproni
Lineage: Eukaryota; Metazoa; Platyhelminthes; Trematoda; Plagiorchiida; Echinostomatidae
Source: the annotation of a GenBank genome assembly